UAUUUUGCUAUGGAAGAAGGAUCCACUGAAGAGUUUCUCUUCAAAGACCAGGACUUCUCCUCUGAACUGCUGAAGCAGCUGAAUGCCCUGCGGCAGAGCAGGCUUCUGACCGAUGUCACCCUCUGCUCUGGGGGCUUUGAAAUCCCCUGCCACCGAAAUGUGCUGGCUUCCAGCAGUCCAUACUUCAAGGCAAUGUUCUGUAACAACUUCAGGGAGAGUCACCAGCCUAAAGUCAUUCUGAAGGGCAUCGACGCUGGUAUUUUGGAUCAGAUUAUCCUUUAUGUUUACACUGGGGAGAUUCUAAUAUCCACUGAGAAUGUCUUGUGCCUCUUGGAGACUGCAGCCAUGCUGCAGUACACUAAGCUUUUUGAGGCCUGCUCUACCUACCUCCAAGACAAGCUGACUCCUGAUAACUGUCUGAGUAUGAUCAGACUGGCAAAAGUCUUGAACUGCCAAAGCCUGAAUAAGAAAGCCAGGGCCAUGGCUUUGAAAUGUUUUCCUGUGGUGGCCUCUUCUGAGGAUCUGAAGGACCUCUGUCCCAUGGAGCUCAUUGAUUACCUUGGGGAUGAUGAACUCUGUGGGGAGGAGGAGCAGGUCUUUGAGGCACUGAUGGUCUGGAUCCGGCAUGACCUCCAGGCACGACAAGGCUAUAUCCAAGAGUUGUUCAAGAAGGUCCGACUUCAGUACGUCCAUCCAACUUUCCUCUUCCAUUUCAUUGCUAAUGACUCACUCGUUCAGUCCUCACCCACUUGCAGGAGCAUCCUGGAGUCUGCCCGGAGACACAUGUUUUCCUUGUACAGCACCAACACACCUGACAUCAAACCCAUGAUGCAUGUUCCUCGCCGGUACUCCAACCAAGAGUUCCUCAUCAUCAUUGGUGGCAGGAAGGACAGCCAGCAGACAAUGAGGGAUGUCCUGCUAUAUGAUGACAAGACGAACCAAUGGCUGAGCCUGGCCAAACUUCCCAUGCGCCUCUACAAAGCCUCUGCAGUGAGUUUACACAGCAAUAUUUUUGUGCUCGGAGGGAUGCCUGUUAGCAAUAAGAAAAGUCUGGUCAGUGGUAAUAUUUACAUUUAUUCCCUCAAACUCAAUCAGUGGAGGUUGAUUGAGCACAUGCUAGUUCCACGUUACUCCCACAGAAGCCUGGCAUAUAAAAAUUAUAUUUUAUCAUUCGGUGGAAUUGGUGAAAACCAGGAAAUCCUGAAUUCUGUGGAAAGAUACGAUAGUGUCUACAACACCUGUGAGAGCAUGGCAAACAUGCCUGUUGCCGUCCUUCACCCUGCUGUUGCUGCCAAAGAUCAGAGGGUUUACCUCUUUGGGGGAGAAGACAUAAUGCAAAACCCUGUUCGGCUUAUCCAGGUGUACCAUGUCUCCAGGAAUAUGUGGUUUCGUAUGGAGACUAGAGUAGUGAAGAAUGUCUGUGCACCAGCUGUCGUGAUUGGAGACCAGAUUAUCAUCGUAGGUGGGUACACCCGGAGAAUAAUUGCUUACGAUACAAAAGGCAACAAGUUUGUUAAAUGUGCAGACAUGAAGGACAGACGAAUGCAUCAUGGGGCUACUGUCAUCAAGAACAAGCUAUAUGUGACAGGAGGACGAUGUCUCACCUCAGACAAUGUCAUCAAGGACCUGGAUUCCUUGGACUGCUAUGAUCCAGAGACUGACACAUGGACACCAAAGGGAAAACUGCCGCACAAACUCUUUGACCAUGGGUGCCUUACAUUGCAGUGUGUCCCCUGUUCUAACCUUCUCUAA
Cinclus cinclus is the source of this 1752-nucleotide messenger RNA. It is a transcript of the gene KLHL38, whose product is annotated as kelch like family member 38. NCBI's taxonomy places the organism in Eukaryota, Metazoa, Chordata, Aves, Passeriformes, Cinclidae. The transcript is spliced from 3 exons. The record is from RefSeq and is a predicted model, not a curated record. Gene Ontology annotation, molecular function: protein binding. Bases 10 to 1752 code for a protein of 580 amino acids.